AUGGAAAUCGAAAAUAAAUGCAAAAGUGAAGGUUAUAGAGUGCAUAUGUAUUGUAAUUUGACAGCUAGCUGAAUAUAAUUUUGUGCAUAGCAACAUAUAAUUGCAUGCAUGGCAACAACUGCGUUCAGUUGUUGUAACGAUCAUGCGGUCAUGACGUCAUUAAACACUCAACCUGAAUCCGCAGUACCAACAUAUUCAAUUUCAUCAAGUUUCAAUCGUGCAUCUAUAAUUUUAUUUUUUAGUGUCCCACCACGAAUGAUGCUGUGGUCACAAAGGAACCAAAAUCUUUGGACACCUUAGUUGAACUGGCGUGUAUAUUCCGCGAGAAACACGAGAUAUUUUUACGAGUGACGAAGCUUCUUACGAUACUGUGUGGAAAUGAAGAUAUCAGAAAGGUAAGAACAAUAGACUAUAGAGUGUUUGCAUGUGACGUCAUAAAACUUCUAAAAGCUUAUGCGUUUAACAUAUAUAGUUGCCCAUUUUAUAUAUUUUGUAUAUCCUUACUACAAGUAUUCCCGACAAAUUUCAAGUCGAUACAGUUAUUCCUUCGCGAGUUAAAGGGGCUUGAAUAAUUUAUAUUGCUGACGUCAGCAUUAUUUUGAAAGGCCGUUAUAAGCUACGCGGUUUUCCAAACCUAAGUUGAAAUAGUUCGGUGGGCUUUCAAAAGCUUUAUAUAAUUAAUAUCAAACAUAAUUGUGGACCUGUGUGAUAAAAUAUAUCUUUUCUUGAGCAUUUACUACACGGCCGCCAUGUUGGUGGUCCAAUAUUACGCAAUCUCAGACCACCAACAUGGCGGCCGUGUAGUAAAUGCCCAAGGAAAGAUAUAUUUUAUCACACAGGUCCUCAAUUGUGUUUGAUGUUAAGUAUAUAAAGCUUUUGAAAGCCCACCGAAAUAUUUCAACUUACGUUUGGAAAACCGCGUAGCUUAUAACGGCCUUUCAAAAUAAUGCUGACGUCAGCAAUAUAAAUUAGUCAAACCCCUUUAACUUGCGAAUGAAUUACUGUAUCGACUUGAAAUUUGCUAAGAAUACUUGUAGUAAGGAUAUACAAAAUAUAUAAAAUGGGCAACUAUACAUGUUAAAUGCUUAAGCUGUUAGAAUUUUUAUGACGUCACAUGCAAACACUCUAUAGGAGAAUAUUAAGGUUUGAUAGAUUUUAAGGAUUUAUCCGGUGUAGUGGACUGGAACACAGGCUAGCAAGCCAAUAAUUUUAUGGACUGCAGGUAACUUCAUCUGGGUUUUAUUGGAGAAGUAUCAAACAAAGCAUUGUCAAUCGUUAUUUGAUGUCAGUGACUCAGUGCAAAUCAAUACAAAUAAUCAUGACGAUCCGAGCUCAUGGAUGGAAUAUUUAAUUGUCGAAUAAAUAAACGGUAGUGUUUUCCAUUAAACAAGCAAUUAUGUUUAUCGCAAUGGAUUUUUUAUAUUAAUUAUUUUAUAUGUAUAUUCUCCAAUUUCAGAGCCUGCUCAGUAUGGAGAAAGCGGUGAACAAAAUCAAAUCUAUUUUCGCACUGACAAGGAGAAAACAUGAAUUCGAAAUGAAGCGAAAUACAGCAAAAGCCAAACGACUCAGUGUCUGUACUCAGAACACGAAGAAGAAAGUGGAUAAUAAUUCAACUGUUAAUCCGUUGGCAGCUGUUACAAGUUUAAUUGAAACAUUAGGUUUGGGUGUAAUCACUGUAAUGGGUGUAUAGAAACAAACUUUAUGAAUUUUAUAGCUAUUUUUUUUAAACAAAACCUAUGGUACCCAAAGGCCAAUGACGUCGAUGGCCUCGACGCGAGUCGCCACAAUGUGACCAGUAACGCCGAAAACAAACAAACAAGACCAGUUAACAAGUUGUUACUGAAGUUUAGUUUCAUAUUCUGCAAAAAAAAAUUGGUUAAAAAAACAAUUCAUGGGUUAUUUUAAUCAAUUUGUUCUUACAGUAUACCAAAUUAUUUGAUCAAACUGGACUGAGCAAUUUCACACUGACUUUCAUUUUUUAAAAUUGUACAUGAACAAAAGUUAUUAUAGGCAGACAAUGGCUAAUAUAGCCAAAAGUACGUACAAUAAGAUUAACGUUCAUAUAAUCAUGCAACUGCGAAGCGUUUCUUUGUAUGUAUUAAAAACCAUAACACAUAUUGAUAGAACGACUGGUACAUAUUACUGGGUGGCUGCAUGGUGAAUGUUAAUUAAAGAAGACAUAAAGCGUACACUACUCGUGCCCAAACUUCAAUUGAGCUCAGUUGGUACCACUGCUGCAACAGCACAAUAUCUGUGCUCGUUCAUGACGGGAAGAUAUUCCCAUGAAUAACCUCCUAAAACAUAACCCUCGACGGAAUUCUGAUGCAUGCCAAACCCACCCAUAACUACAAUUAUGUUAUCGGUAAUAACUGCACAUGCCAAAACUCUCUUCUCUAACAUUGAUGGUAACUCUUUUGUUUCCCCUGUUUCACAAUCAUACAUUAGAACAGUAUUUAAUGCGAUUCCAUUCCUACCACGACCUCCAAGUAAAAUCACCUUGUUUUGCCAGCGAACUGACGCUGCCCCCGUCACAGCAUAAGGCAAUGGAGGCAUGGGUUUGCACUCAUUCUUGACUAUGUCAAACUCUAUUACACUAUCUGUUAUAUUGCUAACACUAGGAGCAGUUUCUCCUCCCAAAACCACUAUUUUGUCCUUAAUUACCUCCGCGCAAUGAUGUUGCCUCGGUUCGGGCAUACGAGACAACUGUUUAUAGGUGUAUGUAGGUGCAGAAAGAUUUAAUUCUGAAAUUAAAUUAUCAUAACAACGGUUUUCAUCAUUGUACCCACCAAUAAAAAACACUUGAUCCUGAUAGAUUACGGUAGGUAGGUUAGUACAGCAGUGUGUCCAUAUGGCUGGAAAUUGAUUCAUCUGUAGAAGAGAUUCACUUAAAUGUAUGACUCGUACCGAAUCUCUGCAAACGACAAACAAUUGAUCUUUGUAGACAAAAAACACGAUGGCCGUGGAGCAAUUUUCCAUUGACAACACUCUUUUCCACACAGACUCUUUACUAAAAUAUCUCUCCAACGAAUUUUCGGGGCAACCUCCUACUACAACGAGGUCGUUUUUUAGUGUAGUACACACUUUCGUGAUUGAAGAUGAAAUUUUAACUGUGAGUUCAAGAGCAGUCAAUUUGUCCAAAACCAAUGCCAUCAUCGCUUUUACUUCCUUACAAUUACUUUUCAUUUGCUCUUCUAUUUCAUUCAGGCUGCCUUUCAUUGCUCCAACUUCUUUUUCCAUUUUUUCCUUGAUAUCUUCAACAUCUUUCUCGAUCUUCCCACAGUUAUGACACUUCACUUUCCUGUAUUCGCAUACUGUGCUCUCGUGAUGAAUAAUCUCUCGCUUAUUAAUUGACAUUCCGCAUUCCUCGUUUGAGCAUUUCACCGGAGCAAACCCGCAAUUCUCGACGUGAGAAUCUAGCUCUUGAAGACGAAUGUACUGUUGACAACCUCGGUUAGAAUAAUCGCACUUUAUCUUGAGUUCAGAUAAAUAAUUGCUCACCAGACGCGGGGCUUUGCGAAGUGUUUCGACAGUCAAGUCCUCGUUACAUUCUGGGCAAGUAUGCGAGUUCACAGUUAAAUGUUCAGUGAUACAGCCACGGCAAAAUAUGUGUUCAUUAUUUCUACACAUCAUUGGUUCCUUAAGAACAUUGUAGCAGAUAGAGCAAUGAAAGUUGGCAUCGACAGCUUUCUCAAAACGACUAUCUUCGUAGCCAUAUUUCUCUUCCGUCGGGCAAUACGCCAUUCUCGAGAGGACGCAAACCUAAGCCGCCUGUUUGCUUACAUAUCUUUCUAUUCUAGUGUCCUUUAACACAAUGUUCUUUAACACCGUCCUUACUCCUGUAAUUACUUGCUGUACAUCGUCACAUAAUUUGAAAGCGAGACAACGUCUUCGAUUCGUGUCUUGCUGAGUUAGUUUCGUUUUGUG
Molecule: messenger RNA, 3924 nt
Organism: Paramuricea clavata
Lineage: Eukaryota; Metazoa; Cnidaria; Anthozoa; Malacalcyonacea; Plexauridae
Source: the annotation of a GenBank genome assembly